Messenger RNA from Hyposmocoma kahamanoa, 2059 nucleotides. RefSeq names its product probable glutamate receptor. Gene Ontology annotation, cellular component: membrane. NCBI's taxonomy places the organism in Eukaryota, Metazoa, Arthropoda, Insecta, Lepidoptera, Cosmopterigidae. The coding region runs from base 1 to 1977 and encodes 658 amino acids. Gene Ontology annotation, molecular function: ligand-gated monoatomic ion channel activity. The transcript has 13 exons. The record is from RefSeq and is a predicted model, not a curated record.
AUGAAAUUAACUACAUUGUUUUUAUUAUGGGCAAUAUCGUGCGCAUUUUGUGUAAAUCCGAAUGUAUACAACAUGUUAGUGUCGUUUGUGACUAUGGACGAUCGAUCCACAUCCGUAUUGCUUUUCCAUUUAUGUUGGACUUCGCAUGAAAUAAAAUCUCUAGUCAAGAGCUUGUUUGAAGUAAAUAUCAAUAUAGCACAUUCCGUACAGAAAAAUAAGACCGGACAUUUCCUUCAACAUAUUCUCCUCGUUGCCGAUUUGUCCUGCGCAGGGAUCGAAACGCAUUUGAUUCAGGCCAACACGGAAGGAUACGUUAAGGCACCAUAUCGCUGGCUUCUGCUUUGUACACAGGAGCAGGAUAUAUUGCCUCCAUUGGAUGCUUUGGUGGACAGUGACGUAGUAAUAGCCAGUACGGCUGAUGACAUGGAGUACAUGUUUAUUGAAGCUUACAAAAUAUCAAAACAAUCCGAAUUCAUUUACAAUACCAGAGCAACGUGGCGCUCAAAAAAUAUAGAUAAAGUUCUCGAAAGUUCCAAUGAAAACUUUUUAAUAACCUUCAAAGAUAAACAUUCUAACACAAUUUCUAAUAAAACGAAGAAUAGAACGAUAAGCAAGUAUGGAACAGUAAUAGAUUAUAGAGAAAGUAAAGUAUUGUCUUCAAGACGAAUGAAUUUGAGAAGACAUGCUUUGACUAUGGUAAAUGUUAUUAAUGAUAGCAAUGAAACUAAGAAACAUUUGGAUGACAGAUUGCAACUCCACUGGGAUUCAAUAACGAAGAUGUCGUAUAUGGUGGCAAAGUUAUGCUUGGAUGCGUUGAACAGCACAGAGAACCUCGUAUUUACCAACACGUGGGGAUACAGGGACAAGAACGGAAACUGGCAAGGAGUUAUUGAUUUUUUGAUUAAGAAAAAGGCUGAUAUUGGAACUGGAAUGCUGUUCAUAGCGGAACGUCUUGAUGUAGUUGAUUACAUAGCUCCGGCGGGCAGUACCGCUCUUCGAUUUGUGUUUAGGGAACCACCUCUGGCCUAUAUAACUAACAUCUUCACUUUACCUUUUUCUGGGACUGUUUGGCUAGCGAUCUUCAUAUGCAUACUUGCAUGUGCUCUGUUUUUGUAUAUUGCUUCUAAGUGGGAAGCUUCUAUGGGCAUGCACCCUCUCCAGCUAGACGGUACGUGGGCUGACGUGCUGAUUCUCAUAAUAGGCGCCAUUUUGCAACAGGGAUGUACGCUGGAACCACGUUAUGCUGCAGGUCGUUGCGCUACACUACUACUCUUCAUAGCACUAACGAUUUUGUACGCGGCGUACUCAGCAAAUAUUGUGGUCCUCCUGCGAGCCCCCAGCUCCUCUAUAAAGACCGUGCAGGAUCUGCUUGAUUCACCCCUUAAGCUCGGAGCCAGUGAUUUUCCGUACAAUCGAUAUUUUUUUAUGAAAUGGAACGAUCCCAUCAGGAAGGCUAUCUAUGACAAGAAGAUUGCUCCUAAAGGGCAAAAGCCGAAUUAUUUAAGUAUGGAGGAAGGCAUUGAACGUAUAAGACAAGGCUUAUUCGCAUUUCACAUGGAAGUGUACCCUGGGUACAGGAUAAUUCAAGAGACAUACCAGGAGAAUGAGAAGUGUGAUCUGGUUGAAAUCGACUACUUAAACGAGCAGCCUAAUCCAUGGUUACCUGGACAAAAAGGAUCGCCGUUUAAGGAACUGUUUAAAAUCAACUUCCAAAAAAUCCGCGAAAUGGGUCUUGAAACCUGCAUCAGACACCGUCUGUACGUCCCUCGCCCACGAUGCUCAGGUACGGUGUCUACGUUCAGCUCCGUUGGCAUCACCGACAUGUACCCUGCAAUGCUGGCUACGUUGUAUGGGAUGCUGAUGGCUCCGGCGGUUUUGAUGCUCGAGAUCGCAUAUAAAAAAUUAACGACUUUAAGAAAAAAUGAAAAUCUUCGCAUGGAACAUCGACAAUCAGUUUUAGUUAGUUUCGAAGAUUAGUAAUUUCACGAUUGGAUACUCACUUAGCGUUAAUUGUACUUGAUGGUACUGUUUUGAUUGCAAAAUAGAGAAAGUAUGAGCC